AUGUCGCUCACGCAACGAGUGACAUCGAUGGAGGAGCAUGAGCCGUGGAGUAGAGAGGCGAGCCCGGACUCCAGGCACCGGAAGAUGAGCUUCAACCCAGUCGGCACCUGGACCGAACAAACAGGCGAAGAGCCAACCAUAGGCGCAUUUGAAGUACCUAGGUGGAAAAGGCUGCUCCAGGUCUUCUUCGCCGUUAUCUACUGCCUCUUCGCCGCCGGUGUCGUCUUCGGUUACGCCGCGAUAAAACCCGUACUCCUCGAGGAAGGCGUCUACAGAGACUACUGCACAAAAGAAGAGCUAGAUCAAGAUGUACACGUCUGCUACGAACAGGAGCUCCGGCUCAACCUCAUGUUUACGAUCGCCGCCGUAUCCACGAACGUCGUCGCGCUUCCCGUCGGUACCAUCCUCGAUCGCUUCGGACCUCGCGUAUGCGGAAUAACUGGUGCGAUAUCUAUAACGAUUGGCGCAUUGCUUUUCGCAUUCGCGAAGGAAUUGGCUUUCGACGCGUUUAUCCCUGGAUACUUGUUCAUGGCGCUGGGUGGACCAUUUAUCUUCAUCUCGUCGUUCCAGCUCAGCAACACGUUUCCGCAAUACUCUGGACUCAUCUUGGCGCUUUUGACUGGAGCUUUCGAUACCUCAAGCGCGAUCUUCUUGAUAUACCGACUCAUCUACCAAGGCACUAAUGGCAACUUUUCGAUCAAAAAGUUCUUCCUUAUCUACCUUAUCGUCCCGGCUUUCAUCCUCGCAGUUCAGAUCCUCUUCAUGCCAUCGGUAUCGUACAAGACAGUUGGUGAGCUAGUCACUAGCGCGGAGGAAGAGCAGGUCAUCCACGACUCAGACGACGAGAUUGAAGACGCAGCAACUGUUCGGAGCCUUCAGGAUGCGCGACGAGCGCAUCGCGACAGCAUCGUUAGCGAAAUUACGUCUUUGCUUGGCACGAAAGAUGGUCAGAAGCAGGCGCAAGAGGAAGAUAAGAAGAAGAACAUUUCAGGUGUAUGGGGUGCGCUACACGGUCGCACCGCCAGCCAGCAGAUUCGCACUCCCUGGUUCAUCCUCAUUACGCUGUUCACUGUGCUGCAGAUGACGCGUAUCAACUACUUCGUUGCCACAAUUCGGACGCAAUACACGUAUCUUUUCCAUGACUACGAGAAGGCGGUCGAGAUCAACAACUUCUUCGAUGUCGCGCUUCCGGUCGGUGGUGUUUUGUCUGUACCGUUCAUCGGUCUGCUUCUGGACAACACAAGCACUACUUUUACGAUGGCGCUGCUCGUCACUGUUGCUACCACAAUUGGUGUGCUAGGCGUGAUUCCGGAGACAUGGGCUGCAUACGCCAACAUCGUUCUGUUCGUGCUUUACCGACCUUUGUACUACACUGCAGUCUCGUAA
Molecule: messenger RNA, 1386 nt
Organism: Alternaria hordeiaustralica
Lineage: Eukaryota; Fungi; Ascomycota; Dothideomycetes; Pleosporales; Pleosporaceae
Exons: 2
Coding region: 1-1386 (461 amino acids)
Biological process (GO): transmembrane transport
Cellular component (GO): fungal-type vacuole membrane
Molecular function (GO): transmembrane transporter activity
Source: RefSeq, a predicted model, not a curated record